Mesorhabditis spiculigera is the source of this 342-nucleotide messenger RNA. NCBI's taxonomy places the organism in Eukaryota, Metazoa, Nematoda, Chromadorea, Rhabditida, Rhabditidae. The record is from the annotation of a GenBank genome assembly.
AUGGCAGAACAACAAGAAAAACAGGACCAAGGCGUCGCCGCAGUUUGGAAAGCACGAAAAGAGCGCCGCCAUGAAGACAAGUCACGAAUCGCGCGGCUCGAGCUGAAGCUUCAGGAGAGCGAGUGGAAACGAGAAACACAGCGCCGAGAAAUCGCCCGGUUAAAAGAAAUCAUCAAGGAAUGCGGCGCUUGCAACGAGAAGCACCGCGAGAUCAAAGAGGCUAGCCGGGCUGAGGUCAAGGAGCAAAAAGUUCGGGUCAAAGGCGGUAAAGUCGACAAGAAGGCGAGGCACGAGAGGCGCAAGGUCAAGAAGAUCGCCAAGCUCCUCGACAAGUUCACCUUA